AUGGCAAGAAGGUUGUUGGGACCAUCCAGUGAGAGAGCAGAGCGAUACCAAGGGAGGAUCACAGGCUUUGUAGUCAUCGCUUGCCUUGUCGCAGCCAUUGGUGGAUGCUUGUUCGGAUACGACAUCGGUGUCUCAGGUGCAGUCACAUCAACGGAUGAGUUCCUCAGUGAGUUUUUCAACGACGUGUACAAGAAGAAGCGGAAUGCUCAUGAAGACAACUACUGCAAGUUCAACGAUCAAGGACUCGCGGCGUUUAACUCGACAAUGUACAUCGCCGGCAUGGUUGCCACUCUUUUGGCCUCACCGAUAACAACAAACUAUGGACGGCGUGCAAGCAUCAUAUGCGCCGGAGUCUUCUAUCUCAUCGGAGCUGCUGUAAACGCUGGAUCGAUGAACCUCGCUAUGCUUUAUCUUGGACGGAUCUUGCUCGGUUUUGGCGUUGGGUUUGAAACUCAGGCAGUUCCUGUGUAUUUAUCAGAGGUGGCACCAGCGAAUAUGAGAGGUGGACUCACCGUUUUGUUUCAGUUAGCAACAACUCUUGGGAUCUUUGCGGCGAGCAUGAUCAGUUACGCCACACAGAACCUCAAUCCUUGGGGAUGGAGGCUCUCUCUCGGCUCAGCUGCUUUGCCGUCUCUUCUCAUGGCUUUCGGAGGUUAUUUACUUCCGGAGACUCCACACAGCUUGAUCGAGAGAGGGUUAACGGAGAAAGGCCUUGAGGUUCUUGAGAAGCUUAGAGGAACAAGAAACGUAGACGCCGAGUUUCAAGAUAUGGUAGUGGCUAGCGAGAUGGCGAACUCUGUCAAGCAUCCUUUCAAGGACAUGUUGCGGAAACAAUACAGGCCUCAACUUGUCAUGGCGGUUCUCAUGCCUACGUUUCAGAUCCUCACCGGAACAAAUUGCAUUCUCUUCUACGCGCCGGUUCUGUUCUUGAUGAUGGGGUUUGGGGAAGACUCUCUCCUCUACUCCGCAGUCCUCAUUGGAGUUGUCCUUUUCAUCUCGAGUUUUGUUUCCAUUGCAUUCGUAGACCGAGUAGGACGACGAGCUUUGCUCAUUAGUGGCGGAUUGCUGAUGAUCAUCUGUCAGGUCAUAGUCUCGGUGAUCUUGCGAUACAAAUUUGGAGACAAUCAAGAGCUAUCAAGAGGAUACUCAAUCUUGUUGGCAAUCUUUUUCUCUAUUUUUCUUUUGGGGUAUGGAUGGUCAUGGGGUCCUCUUGCAUGGACUGUACCGAGUGAGAUAUUUCCCUUGGCGACGCGUUCUUCGGGGUUACGUAUUGCGGUUGCUGUCAAUCUCCUCUUCUCGUUCAUCACUGCUCAGUCUUUUCUGUAUCUCCUAUGUGCACUGAAAUUUGGGAUUUUUCUUUUCUUUGCUGGUUGGCUUGCCUUGAUGACCAUUUUUGUCUACUUCUUGUUGCCCGAGACUAAAGGAGUGCCGAUUGAAGAGAUGUCACUCUUAUGGAGGAAACAUUGGUUCUGGAAGAAACUAUUGCCUGAUAUGCUUGAAGCUGAGAGCAGUUCUCUGCAAACUAGAUAA
This is a messenger RNA of Microthlaspi erraticum, 1530 nucleotides long. Lineage: Eukaryota; Viridiplantae; Streptophyta; Magnoliopsida; Brassicales; Brassicaceae. The record is from the annotation of a GenBank genome assembly.